UGGCAACAAGUUCGUUUUAAAAACGAUUCUGCGGGAAUAAUGUUUUUUUAUCAGUUAUCAGCUAUAAACAUACAAAUUAUUGGGUAUUUUAUAAGCAAAUUUGAAGGAAAUUCAUAAAUCUGUAAUAAUGUCAAAAGUUUUCAAUAACGAAGGUAUAAAAGCCGGUUGCAUUUACAGGAUAGCCCUCGAGAAUUUUGUGACAUACAAACAAGUCGUGCUAUAUCCAAGUCAGUCAUUAAAUUUGAUAAUCGGGCCCAAUGGUACUGGAAAAUCAACUUUUGUUUGCGCAAUAAUUUUGGGUCUUUGCGGCAAAACCAGUGUUAUUGGACGAGCUAAAAAGAUUUCAGAGUAUGUAAGAAGUGGAUGUGAGGAAUCUACAAUAGAAAUAGAGCUAUAUAGAAAUUCCGGUGAAAGAAAUGUUAUAAUAACAAGAAACUUCAAUCUCAGAGAUGUCUCUACAUGGGCGAUAGAUCAUAAAACAGUUAGAGAGAAACAAGUACUGGAGUUAAUAGCAUCUUUAAAUAUACAGGUCGACAAUCUCUGUCAGUUACUACCACAAGACCGUGUACAGGAUUUCUCAAAGAUGAAUCCACAGGAGCUGCUCCGUAGUACAUUAUCUGCGGUGGGCGGGCAAGAGAGUGUAGCACAACUGGACGAAUUAAUAGAGUGCAGGAAUAAACAUAAAGGGUUGUCUACUAAAGUACAGAAUAAUGCGCAGUUAUUGCAAGAACAGAUUCGUCUUAAUGAAAGAUUAAAAACAAUAAUAGAUGGUAUGCAUCAGAGGAAAGAGAUAGAGAAACAAAUAGAGAUUUGUGAGAAGAAGAAACUCUGGGUGGAAUAUCAAACACUUAGAGAACAAGUAAUAGAGUCGGAAAGAGAUAAGAAAGAGGCGAUCAAACUUGUUAACACGCAUAAAAGUAAAAUGGAACCAUUAGAAAAGGUCAUUGAUAAAGCUAAAGUGGGAAUUAGUAAAUUGGAACAAGAAAAAUUAUCAGCUAACCGUGAAAUUCAUUCAUUAAAAGACAGUAUAAAGGAAGCGAUCAGUUCUGCCCGACAACAAGAGUACUCAUUGAAAGAUCUGGAAGCGACACUACAAGAGAAGUUGGAACGACAUCAGAAUAAAGAGAGGGAGUUACUUGAAGCUAAUGCUAAGUUGGAAAAGUUGAGGAAUGAUAAGAAAAUGUUAAUUGAAAAAAUCGGAGAUGAGACACAAAUAAAAAUGGAACUAGCAGAGUUAGAAAAGCCGAUAGCAUUAAACAAUGCGACAAUAGAGAGAUUCAAGAAACACAAGUUAGAAUUACAGUAUGACCUUGAGAAUAAUAUCAAACCACAAAUAAGAUUGUUCCAGAACAAAAUAAAUAACUUAGAAAACGUAGAUGCUAAGCGACUGGAAGUGCUAAGAUCUUACAGCGAGGAUUGUUACAAAGCUGUGAUGUGGCUCAGAGAGAAUAAAGACAUGUUCUCAAGACCUGUAUAUGAACCUAUGAUGUUAGAAAUAAACUUCACGGAUGCAAAGUUCGCGCGUUACCUAGAAGCGACAGUACCGGCGCGGGACCUCGCCGCCUUCACCUUCGAGAGCAGCGCCGACAUGAACCUCUUCCUGCAGAAAGUGAGGAGAGAGCGCGCUCUGAAGCUGGUCAAUGCUAUCUGCAGUACCAAUUCUGCGACACCACAUACAUCUGAUAUCGCACAGCUUAGUUACCUAGGUUUUUACACAUACCUAAUAGAUACGAUAAACGGUCCUGAGCCUAUCAUCAACUAUCUCUGCAGACAGUACGGUAUACACAGGAUACCUAUAGGCAAUGAUCACACGUACAAAAACAGCGCUAAAGUACCCGCUAAUAUCACACAUUUCUUUACUGAGAACCACAGGUUCAGUGUACGUGUGUCAGCGUACAGCGGUGUCAAAAGCAGUUCCAUUAUAGAGAUACGUCAGGCGAGACUUCUCGCUAACACUGUUGAUGUCGACCAAAUACAUAAUCUUAAUAACCAAUUAGCCAAACAUCAAGAGACAUCUCAGCAGCACAAUGUCAGGAUGCAGGAGAUAGACAACAAGCUGAUGUCUCUGGAGGCCGAGUUGAAUAAAUUGAAUGCAACUAGGAGAGUUAUUCAUGAAAAUGUCGAAAAGGUUAGAACACUCUCCGCACAAAUCCGUCUCCAAAUAAAGAAGGUAGAAGAUAUAGAGAACGAGCCGACAUUGAAUAUAGAACAAGAGAGAAGUAAAUGUAAGAGGAAACAGCGGGAGUGUGUCAUAAAACUGUGUCAAUGUCAUCAAGAAUUGACUGGCACUAUGAGGAAGCUGCAGAAAAAAGUCAGUAGUAUGGAGAUUUGUAAGGUUAAAUUAGAUUUCUAUAGAAACUCCAUUGUAAAUGAGGAGAGUAAAUUAAGAGAAUUAAAAAACGACAUGAGAAAUGUACAGGCAACAUUAGAAAACAUAGAGAAUCAACUUACCCGUGUCAAAACGAAAGCUAAAGAGAAACUAAUCGAAGCAAAAAGGUCUUGUAAUAACAAACUGCCGAAUGACCCCGACUUCCCUCACAGUGAAGACUUCGCGGUGCUGCCGAGUGAGGUGAAUGAACUGAUGGCGCACUGCUUCGAGCUGCAGGCCAGAGUCAACUGCAUGGAUGAAGGAGAUGAGAGGGCCAUAAAAGAGUAUGAAGAACGUGAACAGAUGAUAGCAAAUUUGAAAAGUGAAGUAGAGAGUUCCGGUGACGUCAGUAAACAACUUGAGAUUAAGAUGAACCGUAUCAAGUCGAUAUGGUUGCCGCCUUUAGAAGAGUUACUUCGCGAUAUAGACAGAGCAUUCGGUGAUAUGUUUGCGAAGCUCGGCUGUGCGGGGGAAAUCAAACUGGAUAAAGCCGGUGCUGAUGAGGACUACGAGAAGUACGGUGUGAGCAUCCUGGUGAGGUUCCGCAGCUCGGAGCAGCUGGUGCAGCUGACCCGGCACGCGCAGUCAGGUGGGGAGCGCGCGCUCACCACCGCCGUCUACCUCAUGGCGCUGCAGCAGCGCACCACUGUGCCCUUCAGAUGCGUGGAUGAGAUCAACCAGGGUAUGGACGCGAUCAACGAGCGCAAGAUGUUCCAGCUGCUGGUGCAGGUCACCACUGAGUGUGACAACGCACAGUACUUCCUGCUUACACCCAAAUUGCUGACAAAUCUAGAAUAUAACUCCAAGAUAACGGUUCAUACGAUAAUGAACGGCCCUCAAGUAAUGCAUCACAGCAAAUGGAAAUGUAAACAGUUUAUUGAAAACGCAAGGAAAUAUAUGUCAACUCAGUAAGUAUUGUGUAAAUCAGCUCUGAAUCGGUUCAAAAGUUCAUAUAGAGUUGUAGAUCAACAAGAUGCUUGUUGACUCGCAGCUUAAAAUCAUAAUUCUAUGAAAUUAAAUAGAGCAGCGAGUCACAGAUCUGCAGAUCAUCAAUUUUACUUGAGCUACCCAUGAAUACUUGUCUGUCUAUAUAGUGACGUCAUCAUGACAUAGAUUAUAAGAUACCAGAGUGGACAUUGAGUAAAUUCUGUGUUUCGUCUAAUUAGUUCUAUCUCCUUUUUUCUUCGUCUAUUAAUUCUUCAAAUUUCAUAUAUAUUUUCUGUAUACUCUGACAUUUAUUCAAACUGAUAAUACGUUUGUACAAUUUCAGUUUUAAUACGCGAUAAUAUCUAGAAAUAUUCCUUAAUUUUAAAUUUUUCUUACAAAAUAAAUCUCUUGCUAUAAAUAUAGCGGGCCUGAAUGAGCGUCGGUGGCUCAGUGGUCAAGCACUUGACUUGCAAUCUGCAGGUCCUGGGUUCGAAUCCCGCC
This is a messenger RNA of Papilio xuthus (Asian swallowtail), 3796 nucleotides long. It is a transcript of the gene SMC5, whose product is annotated as structural maintenance of chromosomes 5. The record is from RefSeq and is a predicted model, not a curated record. Gene Ontology annotation, cellular component: Smc5-Smc6 complex; nucleus. Gene Ontology annotation, molecular function: single-stranded DNA binding; ATP hydrolysis activity. Bases 128 to 3280 code for a protein of 1050 amino acids. NCBI's taxonomy places the organism in Eukaryota, Metazoa, Arthropoda, Insecta, Lepidoptera, Papilionidae. The transcript is spliced from 20 exons. Gene Ontology annotation, biological process: double-strand break repair via homologous recombination.